UGUUCUCCGCCUCACUGCCCCAGGUGAAAGGAGUGGAGUGCAGAAGCAGUGUGUGUAUAAGAGAGGGGUCAUGUCCUGUGUCCUGUCCGCAGUGGACCUACAUGCUGGACGUCCUGAGCUGCUGACCGAAGCCUUCCUCCUCCUUUUCCGCGUCUCUGAAAACACCCAAGCAGCGCAGUGGUUUCUGGAACUAAACGGGGUGGCCCAGGCAGGACGAACACUGAGGGCUUUCCCUGACCACCAGCUCAUUGCCACACACGCCUGCAGGUGCAUCUGGAGGACUUUAGAAGCGCAUGAGCCCCCAGCUGGUGUGUGUGUGUGGGGGAUUGUGGAGGCUGUGUGCAUGGUCGCAGAUGCCCACCCCCAAGACGGAGCGCUGAUGGGGGCCGUGUGCUCCGCCCUGCAGGCCCUCUCCCUCCGAGCGACCUUUGAAGACGAUGACGUUGAGGACGCUACCCUGGUGCUCUUGCGGGCUAUAAAAGAGCACUCAGGCCAGUCCACUCUGGUGCAGCACGCCUUCCUGGCACUGGCCAAUCUCACCCACAUGUCCAAGGUGGCAUGUGUGCGUCUCCUGGUUGCCCCCGGUGGUGGAAGUGGCAUUGUCUUGAUGAGGGAGGUAAGGCGACAGUAUCCCAAGGACCCCCAGCUCAGCCACAACAUGGCCCGAGUUCUGGCAGCCAUGGCUAAGUACGAUGAGGUGUUGGGGGAGCUGAUGUCUGUCCAAGUUCAGGAGGAUCUGGAGCUGAGUGAAGCUGACUGUGCUUCAGACGAGGAAAAGAAGAUGCUGGUCCAGCAGACUCUGUCAAAGCUGAGGUAGAUGGAGAACACUUCCUCGUCAUGACAUCAUCGUGCUGUGGAUGGAUGACAGGAGAAUACAGAGUUAAAAAUAACAGAUGGCACUUUGUGAAUUUAGUACAUUUUUUACUGUGUCUAAGGGGUAUGAACUAUUUGCACGUAUUUUUCCCAUAAACACUGUUUUCUUUAUACAUUGGUAUGUUUUUAUUAACUUGUUUGUACAUUUUAUCGCUGUUUCUUAAAA
This is a messenger RNA of Clupea harengus (Atlantic herring), 1039 nucleotides long. RefSeq names its product serine/threonine kinase-like domain-containing protein STKLD1. Gene Ontology annotation, biological process: protein phosphorylation. Lineage: Eukaryota; Metazoa; Chordata; Actinopteri; Clupeiformes; Clupeidae. Gene Ontology annotation, molecular function: ATP binding; protein serine/threonine kinase activity. The record is from RefSeq and is a predicted model, not a curated record.